AUGUCGGGCAGCUACCUUUACUUGGUUUCUUUAGCUCAACAAGUGGGAAAAGUUGCGUUUGUGACAAGUUCACUUUUCGGAAUACUAGUGAUUUUUCUAACUUUGUUUGGAGUACGAAAAAUAUUUGGAACUUACAAAUAUUUGAUGGUUGUCUUCUCGGCACUUGGAGUCUUUUUGGCAUGUCUUGAGGCCGUUUUCCAUCCGAACCUUCAUUUUUACAAUAAUGGUUUUGCUUAUUUUUCCUUGAAAGCUCCUUUUGGCUUGAGCCAUGGAUUCAUGAUGGUUAUUCUGCCAGUGUACGCUGGAGUAUAUUCGUUGACAAUAUCUAUGUUAGCCGUGCAGUUUGUCUACCGCUAUUGUGCAUUGUUUAGUCUGAGCUACCUAUCUUACUUCCGCGGCUGGAAACAUGUAUACUGGAUUGCCUAUCUCUUUUUCUUCGGUUUGAUUUGGUGGAUCGGCGCCUACUACCUUCUGAACAUGGAUGAUAUAUCUGCCAACUAUUUUAAAGACGAAAUGAUCCUUCACUAUGAGGUUCUUCCAACAGAAAUCCCAAUGAUGACAUUUCUAGCUUUCGACCCAAACGAUGGAUCUCUACGCUGGUGGGAUGUUCUCUACACCGUUCAUAUAUCUUCCAUCAUGGGCAUCCAGUACAUUACUAUGAUUUACUGCGGAUGGAACACGCACUCCAAAAUGGAACAGAAAAUUGCAGGACUAUCCGUUGCUUUGAAACGACAUCAUCGACAAUUGUUAAAAUCUUUAAUAACCUGCCCUACAAUUUUCCUCUUCUCUCCGCUAGUUUUCAUUAUCUAUAUACCGUACUUUGAACUUGAGCUGAGCUUUCCUGCUGGUGCUGCUUACACUGCGUUCAACGUCUAUCCUGCUAUGGAUUCCAUCAUAGUACUGAUGGUAAUCACAGAAUACAGGGCAGCUGUGAAAAGACUGUGGAAAACUGUUCUUCUCAAAAUAUCGAUCUGUGCCAGAAACGAAACAAGUUACAGUAGUAACCAGACUCAAGAAGUUCAAUUGGCAACUAUGUGA
This is a messenger RNA of Caenorhabditis briggsae, 1038 nucleotides long. The record is from RefSeq and is a predicted model, not a curated record. Lineage: Eukaryota; Metazoa; Nematoda; Chromadorea; Rhabditida; Rhabditidae. Bases 1 to 1038 code for a protein of 345 amino acids. The transcript has 5 exons.